CUGCUGUCAGCAUUCCCCUAGAACAUUUCUUCACCGCCGCCCCAGCAGCGCCUUUCGUUGUCUACAGCUGAAUCCGGUUUGCAGCUCUCCAGGAUUCACAGAACCAGACUCAUCCCACCCCCAUCAGCAACACCAGCAUGAGGUUAUGCAAUGGUCUCUGCAAGAUGGUUUAUUCUUAAAUUGGAGCUUUUUAAGACUGACAAAUGCUGGUACUUCAUCUUCUAUAAGUGGACUAUAAUUUCUUUUCUCAAGACAACUACAUAAGCAGACAAAAUUGCAAAGAUCUGCCCUGUGUCGAGUAUGACAGCCACGACUCGUGGCUCUCCAGUAGGAGGGAAUGACAGCCAGGGCCAGGCUCCUGAUGGACAGUCUCAGCCCCCCCUCCAACAGAAUCAGACUUCAUCGCCUGAUUCUUCCAAUGAAAAUUCCCCGGCAACUCCCCCAGAUGAACAAGGUCAAGGUGAUGCCCCACCACAGCUUGAAGAUGAGGAACCUGCAUUUCCACAUACUGACCUGGCAAAGUUGGAUGACAUGAUCAAUAGGCCUCGAUGGGUGGUUCCAGUUUUGCCAAAAGGGGAAUUAGAAGUGCUUUUAGAAGCUGCUAUUGAUCUUAGUAAAAAAGGCCUUGAUGUUAAAAGUGAAGCAUGCCAGCGAUUUUUCCGAGAUGGGCUAACAAUAUCAUUCACUAAAAUCCUUACAGAUGAGGCAGUAAGUGGCUGGAAGUUCGAAAUUCAUAGGUGUAUUAUCAACAAUACUCAUCGCCUGGUGGAGCUAUGUGUGGCCAAGUUGUCCCAAGACUGGUUUCCACUUCUAGAACUUCUCUCCAUGGCCUUAAAUCCUCAUUGCAAAUUCCAUAUCUACAAUGGUACACGUCCGUGUGAAUCCGUUUCGUCAAGUGUUCAAUUGCCUGAAGAUGAACUCUUCGCUCGUUCUCCAGACCCUCGAUCACCAAAAGGUUGGCUGGUGGAUCUUCUCAACAAGUUCGGCACUUUAAAUGGGUUCCAGAUUUUGCAUGAUCGUUUUAUUAAUGGAUCAGCAUUAAAUGUUCAAAUAAUUGCAGCCCUUAUUAAACCAUUUGGGCAAUGCUAUGAGUUUCUCACUCUUCAUACAGUGAAAAAGUACUUUCUUCCAGUAAUAGAAAUGGUUCCACAGUUUUUAGAAAACUUAACUGAUGAAGAGCUGAAAAAAGAAGCAAAGAAUGAAGCCAAAAAUGAUGCUCUUUCAAUGAUUAUUAAAUCUUUGAAGAAUUUAGCUUCAAGGGUUCCAGGGCAAGAAGAAACUGUAAAAAAUUUAGAAAUAUUUAGGUUAAAAAUGAUACUUAGAUUACUGCAAAUUUCGUCUUUCAAUGGAAAGAUGAAUGCACUGAAUGAGGUUAAUAAGGUGAUAUCUAGUGUGUCUUACUAUACUCACCGGCAUGGUAACCCCGAGGAGGAAGAGUGGCUUACAGCUGAACGAAUGGCAGAAUGGAUACAGCAGAACAAUAUCUUAUCCAUAGUAUUGCGAGAUAGUCUGCAUCAACCACAGUAUGUAGAAAAGCUAGAGAAGAUUCUUCGUUUUGUCAUCAAAGAAAAAGCUCUGACUUUACAAGAUCUUGAUAAUAUCUGGGCAGCACAGGCAGGGAAGCAUGAAGCCAUUGUGAAGAAUGUACAUGAUCUACUGGCAAAGUUAGCGUGGGAUUUUUCUCCUGAACAACUUGAUCAUCUUUUUGAUUGCUUUAAGGCCAGUUGGACAAAUGCAAGUAAAAAGCAGCGUGAAAAGCUACUUGAGCUGAUACGUCGCCUCGCAGAAGAUGAUAAAGAUGGUGUAAUGGCACACAAAGUGUUGAACCUACUGUGGAAUCUGGCCCACAGUGAUGAUGUACCUGUAGACAUCAUGGACCUGGCUCUCAGUGCCCACAUAAAAAUACUAGAUUAUAGUUGCUCACAGGACCGUGACACACAGAAGAUCCAGUGGAUAGAUCGUUUUAUAGAAGAACUUCGUACAAAUGACAAAUGGGUAAUUCCUGCACUGAAACAAAUUAGAGAAAUUUGUAGUUUGUUUGGUGAAGCCCCUCAAAAUUUGAGUCAAACUCAGCGAAGUCCCCAUGUAUUUUAUCGCCAUGACUUAAUCAAUCAACUUCAGCACAAUCAUGCCCUAGUUACUUUGGUAGCAGAAAACCUUGCAACUUACAUGGAAAGCAUGAGGCUAUAUGCUAGAGAUCAUGAAGACUAUGACCCCCAAACUGUGAGGCUGGGAAGUAGAUAUAGUCAUGUUCAAGAAGUCCAAGAACGGCUUAACUUCCUUAGAUUUUUAUUGAAGGAUGGCCAACUGUGGCUAUGUGCUCCUCAGGCAAAACAAAUAUGGAAAUGCUUAGCAGAGAAUGCAGUUUACCUUUGUGAUCGUGAAGCCUGCUUUAAGUGGUAUUCCAAGUUGAUGGGGGAUGAACCAGACUUGGAUCCUGAUAUUAAUAAAGACUUCUUUGAAAGUAAUGUGCUUCAGCUUGAUCCUUCCCUAUUAACUGAGAAUGGAAUGAAAUGUUUUGAGCGAUUCUUCAAAGCUGUGAAUUGUCGAGAAGGAAAACUAGUAGCAAAAAGGAGAGCAUAUAUGAUGGAUGAUUUGGAGUUAAUAGGAUUAGACUACCUUUGGAGGGUCGUGAUUCAAAGUAAUGACGAUAUUGCCAGCAGAGCUAUAGAUCUCCUUAAAGAGAUAUAUACAAACCUUGGUCCCAGGCUACAGGUCAAUCAGGUGGUAAUCCAUGAAGACUUCAUUCAGUCUUGCUUUGAUCGUUUGAAAGCCUCUUAUGACACGUUGUGUGUUUUGGAUGGUGACAAAGACAGUAUUAAUUGUGCAAGGCAGGAAGCUGUUCGAAUGGUUCGAGUAUUAACUGUGUUAAGAGAGUACAUAAAUGAAUGUGACAGUGAUUAUCACGAGGAAAGAACAAUUCUACCUAUGUCAAGAGCUUUCCGUGGUAAACACCUCUCUUUUAUAGUUCGAUUUCCAAACCAGGGCAGACAAGUUGAUGACUUGGACGUAUGGUCUCAUACAAAUGAUACGAUCGGUUCAGUAAGACGAUAUAUUCUCAAUCGUAUUAAAGCCAAUGUAGCUCAUACAAAAAUUGAGCUCUUUGUGGGCGGUGAACUGAUAGAUCCUGCAGACGACAGAAAGUUGAUUGGACAAUUAAACUUAAAAGAUAAAUCACUAAUUACAGCCAAACUUACACAAAUAAGUUCCAAUAUGCCUUCAAGCCCUGAUAGUUCUUCUGAUUCCUCAACUGGGUCUCCUGGAAACCAUGGUAAUCACUACAGUGAUGGUCCCAAUCCAGAAGUGGAAAGCUGUUUGCCUGGGGUGAUAAUGUCACUGCAUCCCAGAUACAUCUCUUUCCUUUGGCAAGUUGCAGACUUAGGUAGCAGCCUAAAUAUGCCUCCACUUAGAGAUGGAGCAAGAGUACUUAUGAAGCUUAUGCCACCAGAUAGCACAACAAUAGAAAAAUUAAGAGCUAUUUGUUUAGACCACGCCAAACUUGGAGAAAGCAGCCUUAGUCCAUCUCUUGACUCGCUUUUCUUUGGUCCUUCAGCCUCACAAGUGCUCUACCUAACAGAGGUAGUCUAUGCCUUGUUAAUGCCUGCUGGUGCACCUCUGGCUGAUGAUUCCUCUGAUUUUCAAUUUCACUUCUUGAAAAGUGGUGGCCUACCCCUUGUACUGAGCAUGCUAACCAGAAAUAACUUCCUACCAAAUGCAGAUAUGGAAACUCGAAGGGGUGCUUACCUCAAUGCUCUUAAAAUAGCCAAACUGUUGCUAACUGCCAUUGGCUAUGGCCAUGUUCGAGCUGUAGCAGAAGCUUGUCAGCCAGGUGUAGAAGGCGUGAAUCCCAUGACAUCGGUCAACCAAGUUACUCAUGAUCAAGCCGUGGUGCUACAAAGUGCCCUUCAGAGCAUUCCUAAUCCAUCAUCAGAAUGCAUGCUUAGAAAUGUGUCCAUUCGUCUUGCUCAGCAAAUAUCUGAUGAGGCUUCAAGAUACAUGCCUGAUAUCUGUGUAAUUAGAGCUAUUCAAAAAAUCAUCUGGGCAUCAGGAUGUGGGGCAUUACAGCUAGUAUUUAGCCCAAAUGAAGAAAUCACUAAAAUUUAUGAGAAGACCAAUGCAGGCAGUGAGCCAGACUUGGAAGAUGAACAGGUUUGCUGUGAAGCACUGGAAGUGAUGACGUUAUGUUUUGCCUUGAUUCCGACAGCCUUGGAUGCUCUUAGUAAAGAAAAGGCUUGGCAGACAUUCAUUAUUGACUUACUGUUGCACUGUCACAGCAAAACUGUUCGCCAGGUGGCACAGGAGCAGUUCUUUUUAAUGUGCACCAGAUGUUGCAUGGGACACAGGCCUCUACUUUUCUUCAUUACUCUGCUCUUUACCGUGUUGGGGAGCACAGCCAGAGAGAGAGCUAAACAUUCAGGCGACUACUUCACCCUCUUAAGACACCUUCUUAAUUACGCUUACAAUAGUAAUAUUAACAUACCCAAUGCUGAAGUUCUUCUCAAUAAUGAAAUUGAUUGGCUUAAAAGAAUUAGGGAUGAUGUUAAAAGAACAGGUGAAACAGGUGUGGAAGAGACGAUCUUAGAAGGCCACCUUGGGGUAACAAAAGAAUUACUGGCCUUUCAAACCCCUGAGAAAAAGUAUCAUAUUGGUUGUGAAAAAGGAGGUGCUAAUCUCAUUAAAGAAUUAAUUGAUGAUUUCAUCUUCCCUGCAUCCAAUGUUUACCUGCAAUAUAUGAGAAACGGAGAGCUGCCUGCUGAACAGGCAAUUCCAGUCUGUAGCUCCCCAGCUACCAUUAACGCUGGUUUUGAGUUACUUGUAGCAUUAGCUGUUGGCUGUGUGAGGAAUCUCAAACAGAUAGUAGAUUCUUUGACUGAAAUGUAUUAUAUUGGCACAGCAAUAACUACUUGUGAAGCACUUACAGAAUGGGAAUAUCUGCCACCUGUUGGACCCCGCCCACCUAAAGGAUUUGUGGGGCUGAAAAAUGCUGGUGCUACUUGUUACAUGAAUUCUGUGAUUCAGCAACUCUACAUGAUUCCCUCCAUCAGGAACGGUAUUCUUGCAAUUGAAGGCACAGGUAGUGAUGUAGAUGAUGAUAUGUCUGGGGAUGAGAAGCAGGACAAUGAGAGCAAUGUUGAUCCCAGAGAUGAUGUAUUUGGAUAUCCUCAACAAUUUGAAGAUAAACCAGCAUUAAGUAAAACAGAAGAUAGGAAAGAGUAUAAUAUUGGUGUUCUAAGGCACCUUCAAGUCAUCUUUGGUCAUUUAGCUGCUUCUCGACUACAAUACUAUGUGCCCAGAGGAUUUUGGAAACAGUUCAGGCUUUGGGGUGAGCCCGUUAAUCUGCGUGAACAGCAUGAUGCUUUAGAGUUUUUUAAUUCAUUGGUGGAUAGUUUAGAUGAAGCUUUGAAAGCCUUGGGACAUCCAGCUAUGCUAAGUAAAGUCUUAGGAGGUUCCUUUGCUGAUCAGAAGAUUUGCCAGGGCUGCCCACAUAGAUAUGAGUGUGAAGAAUCUUUUACGACUUUGAAUGUAGACAUUAGAAAUCACCAAAAUCUUCUUGAUUCUUUGGAACAGUACGUCAAAGGAGAUUUAUUAGAAGGUGCAAAUGCGUAUCAUUGUGAAAAAUGCAAUAAAAAGGUUGAUACCGUAAAGCGCUUGCUAAUUAAAAAAUUACCUCCCGUUCUUGCUAUCCAACUGAAACGAUUCGACUAUGACUGGGAAAGAGAAUGUGCAAUCAAAUUCAAUGAUUAUUUUGAAUUUCCUCGAGAGCUGGACAUGGAACCUUACACAGUCGCAGGUGUUGCAAAGCUGGAAGGAGAUAAUGUAAACCCAGAAAGUCAGUUGAUACAGCAGAAUGAGCAGUCUGAAAGUGAGACGGCAGAAAGCACGAAAUACAGACUUGUGGGUGUGCUGGUACACAGUGGCCAAGCAAGUGGGGGGCAUUAUUAUUCUUACAUCAUUCAGAGGAAUGGUGGAGAUGGUGAGAGAAAUCGCUGGUAUAAAUUUGAUGAUGGAGAUGUAACAGAGUGUAAAAUGGAUGACGAUGAAGAAAUGAAAAACCAGUGUUUUGGCGGAGAGUACAUGGGAGAGGUAUUUGAUCACAUGAUGAAGCGCAUGUCAUACAGGCGCCAGAAAAGGUGGUGGAAUGCUUACAUACUUUUUUACGAACGACUGGAUACCAUAGACCAGGGUGAUGAGUUGAUAAGAUACAUUUCUGAGCUUGCUAUCACCACAAGACCCCAUCAGAUUAUUAUGCCAUCAGCCAUUGAGAGAAGUGUACGGAAGCAGAAUGUGCAAUUCAUGCAUAACCGAAUGCAGUACAGUCUGGAGUAUUUCCAGUUCAUGAAAAAACUGCUUACAUGUAACGGUGUUUACUUAAAUCCUCCGCCAGGGCAAGAUCACCUGUUGCCUGAAGCAGAAGAAAUCACUAUGAUUAGUAUUCAGCUUGCUGCUAGGUUCCUUUUUACCACAGGAUUUCACACCAAGAAAAUCGUCCGUGGCUCUGCCAGUGAUUGGUAUGAUGCAUUGUGUAUUCUCCUUCGUCACAGCAAGAAUGUCCGUUUUUGGUUUGCUCACAAUGUCCUUUUUAAUGUUUCAAAUCGCUUUUCUGAAUACCUUCUGGAGUGCCCCAGUGCAGAAGUAAGGGGUGCAUUUGCAAAACUUAUAGUUUUUAUUGCACAUUUUUCCUUGCAAGAUGGGCCAUGUCCUUCACCUUUUGCAUCUCCCGGACCUUCUAGUCAGGCUUAUGACAACUUAAGCCUAAGCGAUCACCUACUACGGGCAGUUCUCAAUCUCUUGAGAAGGGAAGUUUCAGAGCAUGGGCGUCAUUUGCAGCAGUAUUUCAAUCUGUUCGUAAUGUAUGCCAAUUUAGGUAAGAAUUUAAAUUGUUAUAAUUCUGUUUUAAUGAAAAGCAUACAGUGUGAGACAGUAGCCUGGUGUGGGAACUUUGAGGAGCAACCAUUUUUCAAAGAGGAAGGAAAACUCAGAAAUGAGACCAAGGAGAAGAGGUUGAAAGAAAGGAAGAGAGGAAUCCAAGAAGGAAAAUUUUAUAUUUGGCUCUUUUUCAGAAUUCAUAACGCACUUAAAGGAAUCCCAGAUGACCGAGAUGGGCUGUUUGACACAAUCCAGCGCUCUAAGAAUCACUAUCAAAAAAGAGCAUAUCAGUGUAUAAAAUGUAUGGUAGCUCUUUUUAGCAAUUGUCCUGUUGCUUACCAGAUUCUGCAGGGCAACGGAGAUCUUAAAAGAAAGUGGACCUGGGCAGUGGAAUGGCUUGGAGAUGAACUUGAAAGACGACCAUACACUGGCAACCCUCAAUACACUUACAACAACUGGUCUCCCCCAGUGCAGAGCAAUGAAACAUCAAAUGGUUAUUUCUUGGAGAGAUCACAUAGUGCUAGGAUGACACUUGCAAAAGCUUGUGAACUCUGUCCAGAGGAGGAGCCAGAUGACCAAGAUGCCCCAGAUGAGCAUGAGUCACCUCCACCUGAAGAUGCCCCAUUAUACCCCCAUUCACCUGGAUCUCAGUAUCAACAGAAUAACCAUGUGCAUGGACAGCCAUAUACAGGCCCAGCAGCACAUCACAUGAACAACCCUCAGAGAACUGGCCAACGAGCACAAGAAAAUUAUGAAGGCAGUGAAGAAGUAUCCCCACCUCAGACGAAGGAUCAGUGAAAUGCACAUAAUUAACUGGUUCCAUCAAGACUGUGCACCCAGGCCUUACAGUCCAACCUUUUUCUGUGUCUGGCUAAUAACUUAAAACUAGAAAAACUAUUCCUAAUCAACAUGGAGUGGAGAGUUUAUUCACUGUCUUAUCUGCAGAAAUUUGCUGUCAAUAUAUAACCCGCCUGCAGUGGAAAGUGUAUAGUGUUUUGUAAUAAAUGGCCUGAUGCUAAUGUGUAAAUGGCAAAGGUGUAUAUAGUAUAUUAAUGUUUGACUGUUAAUUCUUAAGCAAGAAACUUUUCUUGAGGAGACUCACAGAUCUACAAAAACUACAAAAGUUAAUUUUCUUGUUCUACCCACUGCACUCUGCAACCAGUGUUGCCUGCCUCAUGGCAGUUGGAUCUACUCCUUUACAAAAACAAAAAAAAAUAAACCAACAGCAACAAAACAGAGCCCAUCCAUGUCAACCACACCAAUAGUUUCAUGUUAAUUCUUUGCCACUGGAGUCAGUUUUACUAUGAGCAAUGAUGUAAGGCUGGUAACCUUUAAAUUAUUUGGUUGAUGUGGACAAUUGGUGAUGUAACAUUGUUUCUAGAUCUUUUUCAUUGCCUUUUUAAUUCUGAUAUUAGGUUAAUCACUUUGAAGCUAUAGUUAUGCUGUAACAUUUAGCAUGGCUUCACACCAGGUUAGUGUAGCCAAUGAGGAACAAAAUUACCAUAAUGACAGCAGUUGUCCCGGUGUGACAGCUGAUUUGCUCAGAGCUUUUCCUUCUUACACCUAGAAUAUAAAUAUAAAACAAGGGGAGAAAUGUGAUAUGAUAAACAGGCGGUUUUCAGUUACACACAUGUUGUUUAUGUCUAAUGUUUGACAGUUUGAUCUCUGGGUGGGAUAAAGAAAUUUAAGUAUCAGUAAUGGGAAUUUUUAAAGAUUUAAAACAAAUAUGCAAAAAUUUGCUAUGCCAGGAUGCUUGGAGCAUAAUAGAAGACUGUAUUUGGUGUGCUUGUUUUGUUUCUUUGGUAGAGCUUAUUAGGUGAAUCUUCUAAAACUUUCCUUCUGCUGGACCCCAGUGAAGUGGAAGUCACCAGAAUCCCACAAUACUUGGAGCGCCACUGCACCAAGAUGUCUAGCUGAGUUUCUGCUCAGGCACAGUUUUACUUGAAAGCAAGAAUUGUCCUAGCUCCUUUUCCAUUAUUCCAAAACUUUGAAUGUUCGAAGCAGGGUCUUGAUUAAAAAGGAAACUACUGGUUAGUUAAUCUAAUUGAGGUAUCAUAAUUUCAGUAUAAACAUUUAAUUAAAGAUAAGGAACUCAUCAGUUAAUACUGUACUUAAAAGAGAAUUGGUAACUUGAAUGUGUGUAAUUUUUGGAACCUGUCUAAAAACCAAAUACCCCUGCAGAUACAGUCCACCCUAUUCUAUUUAAAUAUUUUGCUGUUUUAUUUUAUAGAAAUUAUUUUGCUGAAUUCACAAAUAGAAUUUGAUUUAUGAAGAACUUUUUGUCCUGUGGUGUGUUUUUGGUUUUGUUUUUGGGUUGGUUUUUGGUUUUUUGGUUUUUUUUUUUUCCUUUUUUUUUUUUUUUCCUUUUUUUGUCCUUUUUUUUUUGAGGACUGCAUAAUAAAAUUCUGUGCAUAGCGUGCUUAGGCAUGACACUGAAUUCAGGAGUUCAGUCACAUCGAGUUUUUGUGCACAGAAAGAUUUGACCUUUGGCCCUUGACUAAAGAUUUAGAGAAAACAGGAUGUUGACACUGUAAAAGUUUCCUAACAUAAUCAAUCUUGUACUUUUUGUAUGUUUUUUAUAUACAUGUAUAUUUAAUGAGCACAAGCUUGGUUGUAUUUUUUACAAUUUAGUUAAAUAGGAAAAUGUUUUGUCAAAGGCUAUAGUUGGAACUGAACAAAGCAGAAACAAAAUUGAGAAUUGCUUUAUUUUGUGAUUAAAAGGGGCAGGUAUUUAAGAUAAAGCUUUGGGUAUCUUAUUUGCAGUACUCUAUAGUCCCAUCUGUGCUUCUAGGUUUUCUGUAAUAUUAGGAAAUUUUGACACCAGACAGAUCCUGUUUUUACCUUAAGUAUAUUACAUCUGAGUUUAAGUUUGAGCAAAAGUCCUACACACUUCGCAAUUCCAGUUGGUAGUUUUAAUUUGAAAGUUCCUCAAUUCCAGGCCUCUUUAGCAAUGAGCAAAAUAGGUUGACUUUAUUUGGACAAUUUGCUAUCCUUAAAUACACCUUCUCACCAGAUGAGGAGAGGUGGUUUUUGUAUUUCCCGCUCCUUAACAAAGUAUGUGAUAUACUUAAUUUAAAAACUUUAAUGACUUCCUAGACAUGAAAAACUUGACAUUUGAAAAGGCUGUGAAUUUUUCUCCUUGGAGGGCGAUCCCAUCUUGGUUGCUUUGAAUUGACAAUUCCCCUUGUGCCAGGUGAGGGCUUGUGAAUCCUUUUCCCUCCAUUUGUGGAAGAGCUUCUGUGUUGUCCCCAGGAUCAAGGGAAAGUGAACAGGGAGGUUUAUUUUUGUUUGUGUGAAUUGUUUUCUCUAUUUAACUUCUUAAGCAAGCAUUAACAUAUAAGCGGAAAUUUUAAGGCGCAUGUUAUUGUAAGAGCAACGUGGUGGUGUUGAGGUUUUUUUCUGAACAUCAAUGGCACAUUUUAAACUUCCAAGUCUUCAAGGUGCCUAUCUUUAAUUCUCCCUCAACUGAUUUCUUGAGCCAUAUAUAUAAUUCGUACUUUAAAUGUUUGUUUCAGAAUCACUAGUCUUCCUUUCAAAGAAGUACCCCCCCAGGAUUCUAAAUGGCAUGAUAACUUCAUAGAAGACCAUAGAAUCUGUUAACAUAAAGACUAAAGCUAUUUUCAUCGUUAAUCUGUGAACAAGGGCUUUGCCCUGUUGGAUCGAAGUAUUUCCGUGCACAACUUCGUAAAAACCGUAUCGCUGCUGUUUCUAAGCCCUCCACCAACCAAAUUUUCAUGCUCAGCAUUGUAGAGGCAGAAGUAACAUAAUUUCACAACCUUGUGUCUUUUAGCUGUUAUAUACAAAUUUAGAAUUAUUAAAAUGUUUUAUUUUUUUCAUGAUUAACUUUUAUUAGUGAAUGAUAACUUAUUUAAUCCUAGUAGUGGUUAAAAAGAAGAAGAGCCUUUUUUACUGAAAUUACGUUUGUAAAUGAAAGCAAUAGUCUGUGAACUUUCUGAUGACUACUCCAACAAAAUGGUUCCUUUUACUUUUUCUUGGUAUUUUUCCAGCUUCUGUUCUCCCAUGAACUCUUACUUUGCUGAAUUUUGUGGUUAAUUUGGUGGAUAUAUCCUGCCUUAUUUAGAAUUCUAACUAACUGGAUAAGAAAAUUGCCUUUUCCUUGUAAGAAGUGCCCAACUUUGUCUGUCUCUAGCUGGAAGGUACUACAUACUGCAGAGAAAGGAAAACAACCUCCUUCCCGCCCCGCCCCGCCCCACCCCACCCCGUUUUUUGUGUUACUAAGGAAAAAAAAAAAAGUAGUACUGGUUUUCUAGUGGUGCUCAACUAAAAUUGGUCCUGCACCUACAUGAGUGUUUAGUGUUUGAAAAUAAGGUUUUGGGUGUGAUACAUCACUACAAAAAGUGCUAAAUGUAUUAAGAACUUGCUGCCGACUGUAUUUAUAACAAUUAUUUUACAUUUGCAGAAAUGUAGCACUUUUCCUCCAAAUUCAUAGGUGUAAGAAAAAGGGGAAAGGUGCACCAUGUUUUAAACUUGCAAAUGAGUGAUUUUUUUUUUUUUUUUGAAAUCCAGAUUCCCCAAAGGAAAUUCAGCACCCAGAUCACACACUUCUCAGCCUUUUACAAGCCAACAGACUGAAGAUUGUCCACAGUUCCUAAGAUUUAGCACAUAUACAAAAAUAAAACUUUAUAAAUUAA
Molecule: messenger RNA, 11519 nt
Organism: Leptonychotes weddellii (Weddell seal)
Lineage: Eukaryota; Metazoa; Chordata; Mammalia; Carnivora; Phocidae
Source: RefSeq, a predicted model, not a curated record